Molecule: messenger RNA, 2509 nt
Organism: Sorghum bicolor (sorghum)
Lineage: Eukaryota; Viridiplantae; Streptophyta; Magnoliopsida; Poales; Poaceae
Product: GMP synthase [glutamine-hydrolyzing]
Exons: 6
Coding region: 80-1717 (545 amino acids)
Biological process (GO): GMP biosynthetic process
Cellular component (GO): cytosol
Molecular function (GO): GMP synthase (glutamine-hydrolyzing) activity; GMP synthase activity; ATP binding
Source: RefSeq, a predicted model, not a curated record
UAGGAAACACGCUUCGGCACGAGCACUUAGCGCGCACCCCCUCAAACCCUAACCCCCUCUGCUCCCAGCCGCCAACGCCAUGGGCUCCACUGCCGCCGCCUCCGUGCUCCCGGUGUCCGCCGGCACCGGCCAGAACCUCGUCCUCAUCCUCGACUACGGCUCGCAGUACACCCACCUCAUCACCCGCCGCGUGCGCCAGCUCGGCGUCCUCUCCCUAUGCGUGUCCGGCACGGCGCCGCUCGCCUCCCUCGAGGGCCUGCGCCCGCGCGCCGUCAUCCUCUCCGGCGGGCCCCACUCCGUCCACGCCCCGGGCGCGCCUGCCUUUCCCGAGGGGUUCCUGGACUUCGCGGCCGCCGCGGGCGCGCACGUGCUCGGCGUCUGCUACGGGAUGCAGCUCCUCGUGCAGUCCCUCGGCGGCGCCGUCGUGCCCGGGGAGCGCCAGGAGUACGGCAAGAUGGACGUUCAGGUGACGGCGGCCUCCUCCGCGCUCUACGGGGAAGCGGAGACGGGGAAGCGCCAGACGGUGUGGAUGAGCCAUGGCGACGAGGUGGUCACGCUGCCGCAAGGCUUUGAGGUGGUUGCGCGCAGUGUGCAGGGCGCCGUCGCCGCCAUCGAGUACCGGGAGAAGCGCUUUUAUGGGCUCCAAUACCACCCAGAGGUUACACAUUCAGCCCAAGGAAUGGAAACACUGCGCCGCUUUCUUUUUGAUGUUUGUGGGAUCAAAGCUGAUUGGAAGAUGCAAGAUGUGCUCGAUGAAGAAAUCAAGACCAUCCAAAGCACCGUUGGCCCUGAUGAGCAUGUUAUCUGUGCAUUGUCAGGUGGAGUUGAUUCGACGGUCGCGGCCACUCUCGUUCACAAGGCAAUAGGAGAUAGGCUUCACUGUGUUUUUGUUGACAAUGGUCUAUUGAGGUACAAGGAGAGAGAACGAGUAAUGACAACCUUUGAAAGUGAUUUGCACCUGCCAGUUACAUGUGUUGAUGCCUCAGAGCAAUUUCUCAGCAAGUUAAAGGGUGUCGAGGACCCAGAGCAGAAAAGGAAGAUUAUUGGCAGGGAAUUCAUAGCUGUCUUUGAUGACUUUGCUCACAAGCUGGAACAGAAGAUAGGGAAAAGGCCUGAAUAUUUAGUUCAAGGGACUUUGUACCCUGAUGUAAUUGAAUCAUGCCCACCUCCUGGGAGUGGAAGGACACAUUCCCACACCAUCAAAAGCCAUCACAAUGUCGGCGGCCUUCCAAAAGAUAUGAAGUUAAAACUCAUUGAACCACUCAAGCUCCUAUUCAAGGAUGAGGUGCGGAAAUUGGGGAGUAUUUUGAAUGUCCCAGAUUCAUUUUUGAAGCGACACCCAUUUCCUGGGCCUGGUCUUGCUGUACGUGUCCUAGGUGAUGUUACACAAGGCAAUGCUUUGGAGGUUCUUCGUCAGGUGGAUGAGAUAUUUGUUCAAGCUAUUAAAGAUGCAGGCCUCUAUGAUAAAAUAUGGCAAGCCUUUGCUGUUUUCCUGCCAGUACAAACAGUUGGGGUUCAGGGUGACCAGCGAACCCAUUCCAAUGCUGUUGUUUUAAGGGCAAUCACCAGUGAGGAUGGCAUGACUGCAGAUUGGUACUAUUUUGACCAUGCAUUCCUGGUAGAUGUGGUAAACAAGAUCUGCAACAAUGUGCGGGGCAUAAACCGUGUUUGCCAGGACAUCACAUCUAAGCCGCCUGCAACGGUGGAGUGGGAGUAGGAACAGAUGGUCUUAUGCUGCGAAGUGGGAUGGGACAAAUAACUAACCUCAUGAUGCUAUGGUGGAAGGAAGAGCAAUUUAUCUUUUGAUGCUGGGCUCUUUUGAUGCUGGGAUGAAGUAACUACCCUCAUGAUGCUAUGGUGGAAGGAUUUUAUUAUGAUGGUUGUCCUCGUAAAGCAUGUACUACUGCUGGCAGCUGACUUGGUUUCGUUUUUCGUAUUAUUACCAAAAGUGUCUGUGUCGUGCUCUCUCGCUCUUUGCUCCGGUCUGGGUUAGCCCAAAAGUUUAAACCUGACUUAUCGACUCAUGCCACUCUCAACACGUUGCAUGACUAACUCUGGGUAGGAUGAUGGCGAUGGCUGAUGACAGUUACUGAAGCUGUAUUGUCAAACUCUACUGAAGCUGAAUCUUGCAAUAUAUGUGAAAAAAGGGGUACCCAGAGCUGUGCAUUCGUUGUGAAAACAAUAAUGGUUACCAGCUGUUGAUCUGUUUGAAGACAUGAAUUUCAUGUAGUGGUGAGGAGCUUCACCAAAUGAUCCACCAACAUAUGGUAUCAUUUAUCAAGUACACUUGCACGAGUAUCACAAAAGGCAGUUAAGAAGAAAUGUGACCAUUUAUCAAUAAAUUAGGUUCAUCAUGAAUUGUUACGUAAUGGGACAUGUAAAGAAGUAUCUUGUAAGUCUGUGAGCCCAACUGAUGUACCAAUGUUAUGUUAUGUAUACAUAUAACAUUGAGAUUUUGUAAGCCAUUUUUCAGAGUUACAGCUACCACCGCUGCUGCUAUUGGAAGUCA